Pseudogymnoascus destructans is the source of this 1329-nucleotide messenger RNA. RefSeq lists its product as uncharacterized. NCBI's taxonomy places the organism in Eukaryota, Fungi, Ascomycota, Leotiomycetes, Thelebolales, Thelebolaceae. The record is from RefSeq and is a predicted model, not a curated record. Bases 1 to 1329 code for a protein of 442 amino acids. The transcript has a single exon.
AUGGAGUCAAUCAACAGUAUCAUGGAUGGAUUGAUUGCCAACGACGAUGAGAACCCAGCCGGCUUGCAAUACUUGCCUGCCGAGCUAAUAGAGGCCAUCUUUCAAGACCUUGGAAUCGAUUCCUGCAAAUCGUUCCGUUUAACGUCCAAGCGAUGUGCAAUUCUAGGCCAGCCAUACAUACUAAGCCCGCGGCUGAAACUGCUUCCCCAUAGGGACGACUUCACCAAGCUCAUGGAAAUCUCUCAGCAUCCCUACUUCUCGUCUCAGAUCAACCGCGUGGAAAUCUACAUGGCGAAGGCCGAUGACUAUCACUUUCGAAAUAACUUGUGUCUCCAACAAUGCGCCCGAGAAAGUAUAGGAGGCGCCGAGACGAUACAGAAGUCGAUGGCUAAGUAUCAAAAGCAGAAAGGACUAGAGGAGGCAUUCGCAGACGACUUUUGCAACCCAGAUAUUCUGGAGCUAGCUUUCCCUAAUAUGAAGAAUUUGGGGGCCAUCGACAUCAAAAUGGAAGAAUGUUUAUACAAUGACCGCGUCUUGUGGGAUGCUUGGAAAGUGGGCUUAUCAAAAGCAGAGCCGGGCGAUGCCGAAAUCGACCACUUCAUGGCGGUUCUUCGAGCGGCUUCACAGUCGAAACUACGAAUUCUAACGAAUGAUCUCUUGCCUUUCGGAAUCUGGGAUAUGGAAUGCUACCGCCCUGAUCUGGAAGCGGCUUUUACCGGGCUGACGACUUUAAAACUAGUCAUGGGGUGCAAGAACCUCAGGGAUCACCAUGCUACUGACGGCCGCCAUUCAUGGGCAAACAAGUUGAACAAGGCCUUGAAAGGAGCCACAAACCUUCAAGAACUACACAUCGGCUUCAGACUGUCGUUCUCAGCGGUUCUGGACUGCCCUAUUCUCCUGGACGGGCUGAUGCUAUCACACCUACAUACUCUCAUACUGGACAAGAUAGCAUGGCAUCCGAAAGACCUAAUUUCCUUACUCAAGGCUCAUGCUGCCACACUGAGACGGCUUCGUGUCUGGGCAUUUGUGAGCAAAAAAGACUUGAAGGGCAACACAGUCGACCACCCCGCCGACCUCGAGCAGCUUAUAGACGAGAUGAAGGAACACCUCCAGUUAGAAAAGCUUGAUGUUUGCGGCUACCCGUCUGUCCUUUGCCAGCCUGCCGAGAUUUUCUGGUUCCAUGAAAUGGGGUUGUAUGAUGAGAACUGGGAACCCGUGAGACAGCACAGAGGUUCUCCGAGUGUGAUGGCUCAGCGCUGCGAGGAAUAUGUUGUGCACGGCGGCCCCUCACCUUACGGGGGUGGUGACAUCAAUGAUUUAUUAUCAUGA